UGGUUUUUCAGAGGAUGUGGUUCGAGGUGCUGAGACCUCAUGUGUGUCUGUUUGUGAAUGAGUUUCCGCUUUGAAUCGUGUCCUGUCAGGCGUGUGCAUUAUUUGGCGUCUGUUGUGUCGGUUUAGUUAUGCGUCAACAUGAAUCAUGAGUGUUUGUCAUCUACUAUGUGUGAAUCAUAUGGGUGUGCUAAGCGUAUGCAUGUGUUUGAAUGAGUAAUGUUAAAAAAGCUUUCUCAAUGGAUGCAUGAGAACAGAUUGGAUGUUUUUCAAGCUUAUAUAUAUUACAAUAUAACGUCUUAAACUUCUUUCAAAAACAUUUCAUGACAUUUCUCAACUCUAUUUUUAUUUGUAACAAAGACUCUAUUACCUCAAGCUGAGAUAAAUAUUAUAUACCUUAAAAAAUGUAAGCAAAAAAAUGAGGAAAAUCUAGAUGAAGACAAAAGAGAAUUAUAAAAUGUAAAAAGUCAACUGAAUAAUUGAACUGUAACUAAUAAUCCGUCAAGCAUCUCAAACUGUAAAUUUUUAAUCCUUGACAGCUUCAAGCAUUUCAACUAUUAUUUGAUACACACGAUUACGGUUUGCUGUUGUAUAGAAUAUAAAUAAUUAUUCAAACAUGUGUUUUUAGAGGUACGUGACAAUAAAGUUUUGUUUAGGAACCACAUGACCAUAUAUACAUCAAGCCUUUUCGGUAUAGAAAUAAAAUAAACUUGAUUAAAAUCAAACGAUAACAAGAGAAAAUGUCAAACAUAAUGUAUUCAUGUGCCUGCCGGUUUGUUGACAUUAUUAAUACAUUUCCAUCAGCCAACUUUAAUAUUGCCAUCAGACGGGUGAUCAUUUUACUAACAAAUACUCGUGAGUAGAAAUUUGGAUCCUGAAAAUGUUCCCACCAUUCUGAAUCUAUACCAAAAAGUCAUACUGAUAGAACACGUCAGCAGAAAUAACAGGUCAGAUCUACCAUAUUUAUAUACAUUUACCUGUAUGCAUGUGGUCUGUGUUGCGUAUGUAAUCCUGUGGUUUCCCUGUAGGGAAAUAUUGUCACUUGUUGUUUUUUAUCCCUUUUAGGGAUUUUUUUGUCCGUCCAUACUGUUGAUGUGUUUAUGUGUGUCACAGGUAGUCAGAAUGAACUAUGUGGGUCAGUUGGCGGGGCAGGUGUUGGUGACGGUGAAGGAGCUGUAUAAAGGUUUAAAUCAGGCCACUCUCUCAGGCUGUAUUGAUGUGGUGGUGAUACGGCAGCCUGACGGGACGUACCUGUGCUCACCUUUCCACAUCCGCUUUGGCAAACUGAGGGUCCUACGCUCUAGAGAGAAGGUGGUGGAUAUAGAAGUGAAUGGAUCACCAGUUGAUCUUCACAUGAAGCUGGGAGAUAAUGGAGAAGCAUUCUUUGUACAAGAGACCCAGCAGGACAGUGAGACAAUUCCUGCCCAUUUAGUUACAUCACCCCUACCAUCAGACUGUGAUGCGGUGUUCUGGGGACAAGAGUCACCUGUGAUAGGUUCAUGCGUAGAGGACGGGGUCAUGGAGGAUGACAGCACUGUGAUGAAAAAGAAAAAAAGGAGAAGAAGAAAACCUAAAACGACCGAACAGAGGAUAGACGAGCAGAGUCCUCCUAGAGCAAACCAGGUGUCGGGCAGUGAAGUGAGACAAUCUCUCAGACGGUUCGACAGCUAUCCUCUCUCUGAUGGAGAAUGGCCGACAGACAGAAGUGUUCAGGAGUCCAGUUCUGCUAAGAGUGAUUCAGAACUGAUGAAGAAUUGCUCAGACAGAUCUGAUCAAGACUCACAUAUGCAGUGGACGUGGGGAGAACUGCCGGAAUCUAAAAAGAGAGAUCGAGCACAAUCCCUUCAGAACAUCAUCCUUGAUGAUAUGAUGACACACGGUCUCCAGUCCGCCGAACAUGUCUGUCCGAUCCUCAGACCUCAACCCAGAACUGCUCAACCUCACACAAACAAACCUCAGACAUCUUAUCCCCUCAAAGAUCACACACAAAGACCUGGACACCACACGGGACGUCCUGCAUCAGCAUCACAGCAUCAGACAGAGAAAACACAUCUGAUCACAUCCGAGCUACAAACGCACCUGCUGGAGCAUCAUCCAAACAAACUGACUCCACAUUCGUCCAAACUAGAACCUCAUAUUCUCAAAGCGUCAUCAGACUGUGUGUGUGGACAUCAACCGUCAGCUCAUCCGCUGGGAGACGUGAAGGAGAUCUCCCCUGAGUCUCAGAACAUCUCAGAAUCACCCUGCAAGAGGAAAGUUGUGAGGAGGAGAAGUCAUCAUCAGGGACCUGAAGACAUUUACCUGGAUGACCUCAAUGGGCUGGAACCACACAUAGCUGCUCGCUACUUUCCCAAUAGUGAUCUGUUUAGGGGACACUGGGAGGAAGACUGUGAGCGUUCUCCAUCUCCACAGUCGACAAGCAGCGGUACGGCCGUAGACAGUGGAACAGAGUGUUCAUCUGAACCGCCUUCUGAUCUGCUGUCUGUGUCUCUGUCUCUCUGUGGAGGUCUGGGAGAUGAUGCAGACAUCAAUAAAGAGAAAUUUCUGGAUCAAAUGGUCACACAUCAGGAGUUUGCAGACAAUCCAAACAUCAUUGACAAUCCAAACCUGGUGGUGAAAAUUGGCAACAGAUAUUAUAACUGGAUGCUGGCAGCGCCUUUGAUUCUCAGCAUGCAAGCGUUUCAGAAGAAUCUGCCUAAGGCUGCAGUGGAGGGUUGGGUUAAAGAAAAAAUGGCCAAAAAGACAAAGAGCUGGUGCUUCUGGAGGAAGAGUAAGUCACAAUCCAAAAAACAAGAGACAGCAAACACAGUCGGAGUCUCCCACCAUGAAGAAUACAGACCCUCACAACAGGUGACUGCAGACAGCUCGAGCGAGGAGGAAUCCAGAGAACUGAACCCCACAGCGUUAGAAAACCAUCACACGACCUCCUUUAAGAAAUCACUGCGACUCUCAUCAGAGCAGAUCGCCGGUCUUGGGCUCAAAGAUGGACCCAAUGAUAUUGUGUUCAGCAUCACGACGCAGUAUCAGGGCACAUGUCGAUGUGAAGGAACCAUCUACUUGUGGGAUUGGAGUGACAAGAUCGUCAUAUCUGAUAUUGACGGCACGAUCACAAAGUCUGAUGUUUUAGGUCAGUUUCUUCCUCAGCUCGGUAAAGACUGGACCCAUCAGGGCAUCGCCAAACUUUACCACACCAUACAUGAAAAUGGCUAUAAGUUUCUCUAUUGUUCUGCACGGGCCAUUGGCAUGGCGGGCAUGACCAGAGGCUAUUUACAUUGGGUUAAUGAUGAAGGAACCAUUUUACCAAGAGGACCUCUGAUGCUGUCACCCAGCAGUCUGUUCUCUGCUUUCCACAGGGAGGUGAUUGAGAAGAAGCCGGAGAUAUUUAAGAUUGAGUGUAUGACAGACAUAAAGAAUCUUUUCCCUCACAAUUUACAGCCGUUCUAUGCAGCCUUCGGCAACCGCAGUAAUGGAAGAUUGAUUGUUGCUUAUUGUCCACCGAUCUCCCUACAUUGACACAGAGAACAUGAGCACGCUGAUGACGUAUGAAGUCCGCGUGAACAGGGUGCGCAGUGCUAUGCAAAAUACAUUGGCUGAAAAUGUAGGCAAACCCACGACCAGUCGCAGCGUUCGGCCAGAACGUUUUGAUUGGACGAACGUUUUUUGGUCCCAUGCCUUUCACAGACGAUACAUAAUUAUAAAAAUAUCAUUGGACCACUAUUCUUCUUGAUUGCUAUCAGAAUGUAAAGAGAUUUCCAACCAACAUGACAAAAAAAAAUUCUGGAGAGGACCGCCUACCAUGCCUUUAAAAAUAUGUGAAAAACGUAUCUGCAUCUGACACAUUGUUCAUUAUAUCAUGGUGUUGUAAAAUUGCUCUGAUGUGGAAUCUGUUUUUGUGUAUUUCAGGAUGUGUUUGCCUAUAAACACACUGGUGUUCCUACAUGUCGCAUCUUCACAGUGAACACGAGAGGAGAAGUAAAUCAGGAGCAAUGCAAAACACUCAAGAC
Messenger RNA from Triplophysa dalaica, 4001 nucleotides. Its product is annotated as phosphatidate phosphatase LPIN2-like. The coding region runs from base 1090 to 3510 and encodes 806 amino acids. The record is from RefSeq and is a predicted model, not a curated record. Gene Ontology annotation, biological process: positive regulation of transcription by RNA polymerase II; cellular response to insulin stimulus; triglyceride biosynthetic process. Lineage: Eukaryota; Metazoa; Chordata; Actinopteri; Cypriniformes; Nemacheilidae. Gene Ontology annotation, molecular function: phosphatidate phosphatase activity; transcription coactivator activity. The transcript has 18 exons. Gene Ontology annotation, cellular component: endoplasmic reticulum membrane; cytosol; nucleus.